AAUGGAAAAGAAGAUUCUACACCAAACUCCAAGCGUCUUCAUUAGGACACAUGUCAGGCAAAAUAAUGAUUCAGAGUCAGUAAGCGACGGAAAAUUAGUAAUUUUCAAAAAUUCACAUGGUGUGUUUAUCGAGUGGCAACCCUAUCAACCUAAAGAGAAGCAUGACGAAUGGGAGGUAGUUGGCGUCCAAAGAAAUAAUCAAGGGCAAAGUCAACAAUCUAAUGGAACGUCUGCUACAAACAAAGGGCAUUUACCUAUUCCACAUAGCCAUAUUAUUAAUUUUAAUAUUCAAGAUUUACGAUCAUUUAAAAAGUCAAAACCGACUAGUGGGAUACCUUUCUUAAUAUUUAUUCUUAAUUGUGGAACGACUUACCCUGCAUUACAUUUUCAUCGAGGAGGAACAAGUGAUUUUUUAUCGGCUAUGAAACAGCACAUCAGCUACGAACAAAAAGAUCAAACCUUAUUUAUUGUUAAAGAUAACAGUAAAGCGCUAUAUAAGUCUCUCGAAGAAUUGGACGUUAUGUCUGAUCAGCGUUCCUCAAUUCAGGGAAUCACACAAGGCUUUGCUAAAAUUAGUAGAGUGAAGGACACUAUCGAAAAAUUUCUUUCUCCUAAUUCGAAUAGUGUAGGAAAUAUGGAAGAUAUAGUUAACCAGAAUGAAGAAAUGUAUGUCUCUAUUGAGGAUGAUUUUGAUCAAAAUGGAUUUGCUGUCGUAUCAACCGGAGUAUACAAACCUCCUGAUUUAGCGGAUAAACUUCCUAUUCAAAGAAAAAGUCCAUUAAAUCCAGAACAGUGGUCGAAGCUUAUGGAUACUGAAGGACGUGUUAAAGACCCUGAAAAUCUGAAAGAUAUAAUUUUCAGAGGGGGCGUAGAUCAUUCGAUUAGGAAAGAGGUAUGGAAAUUUUUGUUGGGCUAUUAUAGUUGGGAUUCAAACUACAAAUCAAGAUCUGAUCAAAGAAAAGCUAAAGUUGACGACUAUUUCCGUAUGAAACUACAAUGGAAAUCAAUAAGCAAAGAGCAAGAGACAAGAUUUUCCCAGAUCAGGGAUAUGAAGAACUUAAUCGAUAAAGACGUAAACAGAACGGAUAGAACUCAUGAAUAUUAUGUAGAGAAGAAAAAUGUUGACGUGCUUUAUGACGUACUUAUGACGUAUGUCAUGUAUAACUUCGACCUAAGUUACGUUCAGGGAAUGAGUGACUUACUCGCACCAAUAUUAGCUCUGAUGGAAAAUGAAGUAGAUGCGUUUUGGAGCUUUGCCGGUUUUAUGGAAAUUGUUCAACAUAACUUUGACAAAGACCAAGCAGGAAUGAGAAACCAGUUAUUGCAGUUACAAACAUUGAUCAAAUUUUACGAUCCAGAAUUUUACAGAUAUUUAAUGCAACAUGACUCCUGUAAUAUGUAUUUCUGUUUUCGAUGGCUUUUAAUCAUAUUUAAAAGAGAAUUCAAAUUUCCUGAAAUCAUGCGAUUGUGGGAAGUAUAUUGGACAAUGAAUCCAUGUCCUAAUUUCCAAUUGCUCCUGUGCGUAGCCGUCCUGUUAGAUGCGAAGCAGACAAUAAUUAAUUCCAGAUUUGGAUUUACGGAAAUCUUACGGCAUAUUAACGAUAUGUCAUAUAAGAUUGAGCUCGAACCUAUGUUAAAAGAAGCUGAAGCGAUUUAUCUACAACUCUGUUCAUAUGAGGCUUUACCGGAAAAUGUCGCUUCUAUUUUCGGCAUUCAGGUUCAACGAUCCGGAAAAGCUCCUUCUGUUCAGCCAUCACCAACGUUUCCUAGGUCACCAAAGAGCUCCAAGCCUAGUCCCAGCAAUAAUCACUUAGCACCUGAUCAUGGCGAAUCCAUUUAA
Molecule: messenger RNA, 1840 nt
Organism: Dimorphilus gyrociliatus
Lineage: Eukaryota; Metazoa; Annelida; Polychaeta; Dinophilidae
Source: the annotation of a GenBank genome assembly